Elaeis guineensis (African oil palm) is the source of this 769-nucleotide messenger RNA. RefSeq lists its product as uncharacterized. NCBI's taxonomy places the organism in Eukaryota, Viridiplantae, Streptophyta, Magnoliopsida, Arecales, Arecaceae. The record is from RefSeq and is a predicted model, not a curated record.
GCCUUCUCAUUUCUCCUCCAGAGCCCAUUAACAUAAGGCCUUCUUCCCUCUCUUUCUCCCCAUCCUCUAGAUACUCGUACAUCUUCAUCCAUAUACCUUUAGAAAUGAUGGCAAUUAGGUUCUUCUUCAUUAUGGCAUUAGCCGUGGCUCUGGCCACCAGUACUCUCGCCUUCGCAACCACCGAUAUAGAUGAAGAAAACCUGACCACGACAUCGUCUUCCGACGAAGUCUCUUCAGAAGAUGAUGAAUCAUCACCGGCUAUAGGAAUGAGCCGUCUCCUCCUCGCCCAGUCCAAGCCUUAUGGAGCCACCAUGACAUGCAAUAGGUUCCCCAGGAUUUGCCGUGCCAAGGGAAGCCCCGGCCCGGACUGCUGCAAGAAGAAGUGUGUGAACGUGAUGAAGGACAACCUCAACUGCGGGCAAUGCGGGCUGAGGUGCCGAUAUGGGACAACAUGCUGUGGCGGCAGAUGCGUUAACGUGAUGUUCGAUGCCAACAACUGUGGGAGUUGCAAGAACAGGUGCAAGAAGGGAGGCUUCUGCUCGUAUGGGAUGUGCAACUAUGCCUGAUUAUAUGUUUCUUUUAUGGUGAUAAUUAUAUAAGGAUACGGCUAAGAUUUAUAUUUGUUAUGGGGGCUUUUCUUUCUUUAAUUUCGUUAUUUUUCUAAAUUCGUUGGAGUAUAAAAGAUAUAUUUGUCGAGUGAGGAAAUAAUGAUGGCUGAUGCCAUUUGGCUGUAUUCAUUUUCGGAAUAAAUUAAGAUGUUCAAUUAAUA